AUGCGGCGGGCCCUGAUCCUUCUGAUCUGUCUGUUUAAUUUCCUCGGAAGUUGUGAGGCUUGUCUCAAGACGGUUCCUUCGGAAACGACAACUUCCAUGGUUCGUUUUUGGUUUUGUAUUUCGGUUCUGAAGAGUUUUGUGUGAACCUGUUGGCAGAAACACUAGAAAUUUUUGAGGCUUAGGUUGAUUAUAAUUCGUUUGAAAAACAUAGGGAGCUGAUUUCCAUGGACCUUUAGCAAACAUUAAUGUAUAAGACAAAACCGCAUUUGGAAUGGCUUGACGCGUAACGGCUUCGAAACGGUUGCAAAUCAGUUUUCAAAUUGCAAGUCAGUGAUCAGAUUUUUAAAUUCUUGACGCGUAACAGCCUCUGAGAAGUUUCUUGAUGACACACCCGACCUAAAACUACUUGCGCUUGGGCUCAUCGAAGAGUGAAGAUGCCGUAACCCUCUGAGCCAUUCCAAAUGCGGUCAAUACAAUUUUUAACAAGAAAAUUUCAAUAAUUCAGACCCUCACUACUACCACCCCAACCUCGACCAGCUCCACAUCGACGACAAACACUUCAACCACGUCCACAUCAAGCUCCAGCACAACCUCGACCACUUCUAGUUCAACCUCCACUACGUCCAGAUCCACCAGCUCAUCUUCGACUUCGACGUCGAGCAGCUCAAGCACCUCUACUUCAAGCUCCACUUCCAGUUCAACUUCAACAACACCAAGAUCCACCACGUCGACCUCUAGCAGUACCAGCACAUCCACUCCAAGCACUUCGACCACUUCAAGAUCCACCACUUCGACAUCGACUCCUUCGACCUCCACAACGAGCCUCUCAACUUCCACGACCUCGAACAGCUCCACCUCCUCCACAACGUCGCCGACUACCACGGCAUGUAUGACCCCGACAACGCCUCCUGGCGUCAAAAGUCAGUUUUUUUUUUUGCUUCAUAGUGUGUCCGACCUGAAACGAGUUGGUUCAUAGGCAUAGGAAAAUGUUAGAAUUUGGGAAAAUUAUUGGUUUUGUUCCAGCCUGCCUUUCUUGCGUGCCAUCAAACUUCAGGAUGUGCUCCAACCCGGCCCAAUCGACAAGUCCCGCCACUUUUGAGUAUUAUCCCGAGAAAUAAUUUCCCGAGAAAUAACUCAAAGAUUUUAGGACGGAAAUCGUGGACGGUUGCGUUCGGAUGACGGCGACGUGCACGGCGAUGCCCAACUGUUUCGCCGUUGUUUCGGUUUAUUGAAAUAGAAAGAAACUUUUUACUUGAUCAACUACAACUUCUAGUCCGACAUAGCUUUAAAAAAUCUUGUUGACCGCCUACAUUGGCAAAGUCGGAAGGGUUGAAAGAGGCUCUAUAGAAAUGUUCUUUUUAGGGUGACAGAGGCUCCUUUUUUUCUGCCUUUUUGCGCCAUUUUAUCGGUUUUUUGCACCAUUUUUUGAGCCUUAACUUUUUUUUUUAGGAAAAAAGUGGAAGGCUGUAAUUUAUUGAUUUAUUACAUUCGAAUAACUCUGAUAUGUAUUUUCCAGACCAUUUCAACAACUGGAGACGACUUCCAAAUGAUUGUCGGCAGUCCAACAGCUUCUUUCCCGUUCGACUGCAACGGGGCUGGACGCUUGGAAGUCAUGGGAGUGUUCGUGGUUUCUCCGAGUUUAUUCAAAGUAAAACAUAUUUCAGAGCUUUUGUCGACGUUUUCUGCACGACUUUUUGUUGAGAAACUUUGUUAUCUUUGUGUCAUACGGUUGCAUGCUUGUAAUAAUAAAGUUAAUAGAGUUUUUAUUUGGUUAAGAAAAAAUGGAGGAAUGAAUUUGAAAUCAACGAAGCCCGCAAUCAAAACUCAGUUGUUUCUCGCCAAGAAAUAGAAAAAAAGCGCCUGAACGUUUUUUUAAUGCCUGCCUACGGUGGGUGAGAUGUCCGUUAAGUGUAUACACAUUGACACAUUAUAUUAGACGCGCAUUAAGGCUUUAAAUUAUUCUCGUUUUUUUAUUUAUUUUGCUUUUAAAUUUUACUUACGACUGGUUUUGGACAGAAAAACAGGUGGAUUGUCUCCUUUUUUAAAAGAACGUCAUAAUUUCUGUUGAAUCGUGUCACUACCCUCCCUUGAAUGGGUUCAAGUCAGCCGUGAUGAGAAUCGGCAAAAUUCUAGCGAUUCGUUCAUGCGUCGUUCGAAGUUUUUGUAUUUUCUGGAAUCCUUGUUGAAUUUUUCGAAAAAGAAGAAGCAUAUUGAAAAAAUAGCUGCGUCGGAGAGACAUUUUUUCUAUUUAUGCAUGAAUUCCGCCUCUUCGAACACAUUCACAAGGUUUUUUGAAACAGAUCGUUUCAAAGAAAGCAGCGAGUUCAAUUCAAGAAGUUACAAAAGGCAACCAAGCAUAAACAACUUCAAUAUAGUUUUGCUAUACACUUAGCUGAACUUUUUUUCACUUUCCCUUUUUUUCACUUUUUUUGCUUCUUUUAUAGCAUUUUUGUAUUCUUUUUUUCGAGCAAUUUUUAGAUUUUUUUCUUUGACUUUCGAUUUUUUUCAAUAAUUAACUUUUUAAACAGUUUUUCAUGCUCCAUUUUUGUAUUUCAGAAACCGAAUAUUCUUAAAAACCAGUAAUUGUUUUUUUUUUUCAGUCUGUUCCAAAGUUCUUGCUGUAAUUUUAUAGGUUCAGUAGCCAAGAUAGUUUCAACGAAGUGGAAAAUAAAGUAAUCCGCUAGUAUUUUUGAACAGAAUUAUUGAAAACGGUACUUUUUUUUCUCAAUUUUGAUGCCUUUUAUCGAUUUCAUAAUCUGGAGCUUUUUGUCUCUCAAGAUUCGUACUUUUUAUGGAUGCUUAUUGUUCUCACACCUUUCGUUUAAUGGAUCUCGUCGUGGAAGUUUACCGGUUUCCUUUCGUUUUCAGGUAAUAAUAUCCCUGGGAUGGAUAUGAGUACGAUUAUGGGUGAGGAGGGAAAACGAGGAUGCCGAAAAAAGGGCCGACCGACGAAAUGGCUUUGACUUUUUGAUUCUUCGCAUUACGAGACAAACGACUCGGCGGGCUUCCCGAGGACAUUCGGUGCUGGAGAUGAAGGCGACGACGGUUCUCCUCCUCACUUUCUUCUUCGUCUCGAUUUCCCCAAUUCGGAAUGGUCUCGCCUGCAUGCAAACUGUCCCUUCUUCCACUACCACGUCUACUUCCACGACUACAGAGCCUCCGGCUCUCUCCUGCACUUCCUGCUCCACGGAUCUUCUGACUCAUCCGCCUGAACCGACUCGACAGGAACGUCUUCCGACGCUCAUGUAAGACAGUCUGACCUGGGUUUUGGGGAUUUUUCUGAAACGGCAUCUUCAGUUCGUGUGCGAAACGGUUGCGAGGCGUUUUGGCGACUUUUUAAAACUUUUAUCAGUUUAAAAAAUCUUUUAUUUAUAUUUUCUCUAUUUAUGUAAUGUUAGGAAACCUUCUUUGAAAACCAUUUAUGUAAAUAUUUCAUUUCUUCAACAGGUAACCUAAGUAAAGUUUAAAAAUGAAAAAAAGUUAUUAUUCAUUAUAAUCCGUAUGAGGGCAUUUACUAGUAAUUGAAAAAAAUAAGAGAAAAAAACGAGAACUGUCUGGUUUUUUUCAUAUCAUCAGGAUUUUUUUCCGAAACAUUGUAGAACUUUUUUUAUUUGACCAUUUUCAUGGAAAUUUGUGUAUAUUCUCUAAGAGGAACAUUUGAACUUACUUUUUAGAAAACUUUUGCCUUGAAAUUCUUGAAGAAAGAACCUAUAAAAAUUCAUUUUUCAAUAGUUUUCUCCCCGAAAAUCCCCGUAAAAAUCUAUUUUAACGCAUUUAGCUGUCAAUGUUUUCAAAAACUACUUUCAAAGAUUCUUUAUUGGGAAGAUUGGAAGAAGAACUUCAGAACUGGAACGACGGCCGACGGCUGUGUGCAGGUGUCGGCCAUCUGUGCUCCGCCACCAGACUGCGCCGUCAUUUUCACGGUUUGCACUUCUAGGGAGAUUAUUUCAUGUAGCCGAUUCACGGCUAGCUUGAAAUGUCAAGGGGCGUGGCCUGUCUGCGCUCUCCAGCAACCAGACAUUGUCUCUAUUUUUAUCGUGUCAUGACCCUUUUUUCGAUGGCUCGAGCCAGCCGUGAAUCAGCUAUAGAGGGAAGAGUAAGAAGCUGUUUUAGUGAAAUUUAUUAUAGUCUGUGUGCCACGACUUGAAAUUUCACGGAACGACAUUCCGCUGUUCCGCUGCGUGCGUUCGCGAAGCGUCUUUCGAAUCUAGGUCACGUUUUCAACUGCUUGUUACGGGGGGAGCACAUGAAAGUAGAGUACUUAUAUAUAAAAAUUAAAAGCGCGACCAAGGUUCGCAAAAGGCGCGCAGCGGCACAGCGGAAUGUCGUUCCGGGAAAUUCCAAGUCGUGGCACACAUACUAUAAUAUAAGGUUGAAUGCCUUAUCGUAGUUCAAAUGAAGCUCGCUGUGUAGUUCAAAGUACCAAACCGUUUCAAAAGAAAAAUUUGAAUCUUUGCAUCCCUAUCAACGGAGAUUGAAAAGGAGUUCCAAUACUCGUUUUAAACCCUGUUAUCCACUAAGCCAAGUUGUUUCCGUUUGCGAAAUGUUGCUAUUAACUCAAUUAUAUCCACCGUGGCCCUUCUAGCUUGACUUUUUUUUUUCUCAAACUCUUAAGGAAGUUUAUUCUAGUUUGGAGUUUGGAAUUUUCGGAAAAUUUGCUCAAACCUUCUCCGAAACCGCUACCUGCGUGAACUUCUAGAUUUUGCGAUAUGAGAUUCUAAAGAAUAUUAGUUUUAGGCUUAUUUUUAGUGGUAAGUAGGAAUUUUCAAAAUUCAUGUUUCGGAAACUAUAAGAGAAGGUACUAUAGACAUUUUUAUACGUCUUCACAGAUUUCUUGAACAUUUUUUCGGGAAACAUCACUUAAAAAUGACUUUCCUUGUCGGUUUUGACACUGGACUUUUUCAAAGAAUGCGGAAACUCUUCUCGAAAAUUUUAUAAAUUCAAUAUUUAAAAAAAAAUAGUCCUUCCCAGACUAAGUUCUUGAAAAAAAUGCAUUUACUCCUUUCCUGGACUAUUUACAGCAUUUUUAGGAAGUCCAGAACAGAAUUGGUUGUUCAUAAACUUCCAUUCAAUGAACCUUUCUUUUUUGCAAAUCUCAAAUAUGCAAAAUAAAAAUUUCGAGAAGUGAUGAAAAAAAAGGAGAAUAGAAUUUGAGGCUUAUUUGCUCGACGGUUCAUUCGAAUCAGUGGCCGACGGUUUUGAAGAAACGACAGUUCCACUGGUUUGCAAUGGACAAGGACAACUGACUGUUGCCGGAGUGUUGGUCCAUUUUUCAAUUAAAAACCAAAAAAGUUGAUUUCAGGGCGGUCAAUGGAAUCUACUGCACCGACUUGUGCUUCUAA
Messenger RNA from Caenorhabditis auriculariae, 5342 nucleotides. The record is from the annotation of a GenBank genome assembly. Lineage: Eukaryota; Metazoa; Nematoda; Chromadorea; Rhabditida; Rhabditidae.